GAUUCCCUAUUAGUUAAGAGAUUCGAAGAUUGUUUCACUAAUUUGAUUUCUUUGGGGUUUUCUCGGAUCAAAAGCGAAAAAAGUUUAACACAAAAUGUCGAGAAAUGGAGAUCCAGAGGGCGGCGAGCCAGUGCUGCCGGGACCAUCUUCGAGCGCCAGACAAAGGCCGGGACUUGACCCGUUUCUGGUGGUGUGCCGAUGCUUUAGAGUUAUAACCUCUCUGGCUUCGAUUCUCUGCAUUGCUGUUAAUGUUCUCUCUGCUGUUCGAUCUUUCAAGAAUGGAUCCGAUGUUUUUGAUGGGAUUUUCCGAUGUUACGCGAUUGUACUUGCUUUCUUUGUGGUUCUGGCGGAAACAGAAUGGGGAUUCAUAAUCAAGUUCUGGAAGGUUUUUGAGUACUGGGCUGGUAGGGGUAUGCUUCAAAUCUUUGUUGCAGUUAUGACGAGAGCUUUCCCUGAUUAUUCAGAAAGGCAACGGGAUCUUGUUCUUCUUCAGAACAUAGCGAGCUAUCUGCUCCUUGCUUGCGGUGUAGUCUAUGUUUUUUCGGGACUCUUAUGCGUUGGCUUGCUCAAACGUUCACGCCAGGAAAAGGAAAUUACAAGGGAACAAGCAGUUAAAGAUCUGGAGGAAUUGGAGAGACGAAGAGAAGAACUUGAACAAAUGCUGUUGGCAGAAAGGGCAUGAAGGAAGGUGUGUGAUUAAGUAAAUAAACCAUGGGACAUCUUGAUCCUGUUGUGAACUAAGUUUUUCUUCCCAAGAUGCUUCAUUGUAUUCUUCUCUGAUGCUUUCUUCAUGUAGGAGACUUAGAAAUAGCAUUUCGUGUAGAAAUUCUCUCGGAUUGCAUAUCAAAUAAUUUGCGAACAUUUCUAGUUCAGAACCUUCAUUUUGCCAUCCCGUCUUGUAUUUAUACAUGUGUAUAUUA
Molecule: messenger RNA, 920 nt
Organism: Hibiscus syriacus
Lineage: Eukaryota; Viridiplantae; Streptophyta; Magnoliopsida; Malvales; Malvaceae
Exons: 6
Coding region: 95-682 (195 amino acids)
Source: RefSeq, a predicted model, not a curated record